AUGGAGAGAACUGUUCUGGAUUAUCCGGCGGCCUUUGAGGUGAAUGCGGAGUAUCGGCCAGAAUGUGACACCAGGUCUUCAUCCUUCGAGAUGGGAAACAGAGCCUUUCUGGAAGACUUAGAGGACUUCAGUUUCGUGUUCUUCUCCAUGGCAAGCAUCGUUAACAUGCUUACGGAAGUCAUCAAGACAGCAUCUGCUGUGCUGAUGCCACCUGUAAAGCCCAUACCAGACGCUGAUCAAUUUCUUCCAGACACCAGCCAACCCAGCAAUGUGGCGCUUCGGAGAUGCCCUACAAAUCGCUUUGUGACGUUGGGAAGUUUAGUCCCAUCUCCGCAGUAUUUGUGGCGUUCUGGCCCGGAUGCCAUGGAGUUCACACCUGCAGCGGAGGAUCUGAUCGCCUUCGUGCAGGGUGGCCUUCUGGAGGGCCAGCGGUCCGAAGAGUCUGAAUUUUCUCCAGCAGACUCCGUGAACGUUCUCAUGGAGGCCCCUCACAGCAUCAAGUUUGGCGGCAUGACCGCUUUCUUCCCGUGGUCCAUGCAAACUGCAUGCUACCUCUUCCCCAUUCAGCUCAUCAGCUUGUUGUACGACCUGAUUGCAGACUCCUUGCUCCGGAAUCCAGAUUAUUUGCACAUUGUGGCCGAUCAAGACAGGUGGCGGGUCUGGUUCCUGCUCUCCUUCCGACAUGAGAUGCUUCUGCCCGUUCUUUUGCAGGUACUCCGCAUCCAUAUCAGCGUAGACAACCUGCGCGCCUUCUUUCGAGGAAUGCAGGGUGCAUCUGCAGGCAGAAUCAUUCUGACCGUUGCAUGUUGCGUGGCGUUGCUGCCGAAGCUUCUGAUUUUCCUGCCAGCACUGCUGGUCACCUUCUUGAUGGGGACGUACCUUUGCACACAUGCUCGAGCCAACCUCAUCCCGCUCCACGAAGGGCACUUUACCAUGGACGCGCCACUGAUUUGCUUCCUGAUCACCAUGUUCUUUUGCAGCCUUGCCGUGCUCGAGCCUUCCUCAGUGGAAUUGUAUUGCGAGCACCUGACCAAGGGCGAGACUCACAUUGAGGAACUGCGCGAGUCUCCUGCGCAGGCUAUGUGUCGGCAUCACUACCUUUUCGCUGCACAGCGUGGGGCUGUGAGUGCUGUGGAGCUUCUUGGAGUCAUUGACACGCUGAGGCACGCGCCUCAGACCGGCUUACGCACACCAACAGAGAACUCCAUAAGGGGCCUGGAAGGCUACGUGGGGUCACGCCAAACCUCUGUGCGCCGCCUUCGCUCCAAGCUUGACAUGGCCUUUGACUUUGCUACGGGCUUGAAGAAGGCGGAGCAGCUUCGCAAGUCACAGAUGCAGCCUGAUGACCACAUCACAGUGAUCGAUGGUGAAUUUGGCAGCGGCACCCGCAAGGCUUUGAUAGAGUUCCUCAUGGACCAGGGCGAGCUGAACCGCAGUUUUAACACACCCAACCACCGGGUGACCUGGGGGCAGGAUGCUUGCAAGGCACUGCAAAGCUAUCUGAAGCGGACUGGGUUCUACACAGGCCCGCUCCACGGACAGCUGGAGGAUGUCUGGACGAUCCGAGCACUAAGAUCCUGGCUAUUGGACCUGGGCUUCAUUUACAAGAGAUGGCUUGUGGACAAGGAUGGUGAGUUGGGCAGGUGGACCACCAUUGCGCUACAGCGCUUCCUGGUUUCCACUCGCGAGCGCGCUCACGGCAACAGGGGCUUGGCUGUCGAUGGUCAGUGGACUGUCGAUUUCAUCUUUGCGUUCCAGGAUUUCUUGGCCCGAAGUGGCACUGCAAGCCCUCGGACGGGCACGUGGGAGCCUACGAACACAAAGGCCAUCCAGGAAUUUCUGGCAAGGCGGGGCUACCUGGCCGAGCAGCGGGCUUAUGUCGACGAGAUUGACGAGGAGGUUUGCCGUGGGAUUCAAGGCUGGCUUCGAGAUCAAGGCUUUCCGUGCGGCCUCAAUGGAGAAUUCGCAGAUGGUGUGGACGGGACGUUUGACAUAGGGACGAAGCUGGCCCUGCAGCUGUUCCUCAAGUCUGAUCGCGCAAUGCUGGUGCACAAGGACCUAAUCACCAACGGAAAGUGGAGGCCUGAGACAAUCAGGAGAUUGCAGGAGUUCAUGUCCGAAGAGAAUCCAAAUCUGGAGGUGAACGGGCUUUGGGACCUUGCUUCAGGGCAGGCCCUACAAGCAUUCCUGAAGAGCCAGGGACGUUAUGUCAGCUUUGUGGAUGGAGACUUUGGCGGAGUUUCGGUGCUGGCUCUGCAGGCCUGGUUGCGGGAUGAGGGCUUCAGCUGCGGCGUUGAUGGCCCUCGCUGCGAUGGAGUGUCCGGCAAUUGGACGAAGGAGACAACCGCCGCACUGCAAAGGUUUCUCAACUCCAGGAAAGCAUCCGCUGGAACCGAUGCUCCAUCUGUCUGGUUGGAGGCGGAGCACGGAGAUGAUCUUAAGGCUUCCUGUUGGGCCUUGGCACUCUUUGGUGGCGCUGAAAACCAAAUGCCAGAGGACGCCUUGAAUUUGCUGACAACUCUUGACCUGGAGAACGGUCGCAAGACUGCGGAGGCUCGUCAGCUGUUGCGCGACUCUGGCAUGCCUGUGCCGUCCGAAUGGUGGGGAACGGCGCAGCUCUUGUCCAACCUCGGCAACGGAUCGUGGCUGGAUGCUGCCGGAAGUGAUGCAGCAGUGGCCGCCGUGCUUGCCUUGCGAAGCCUUGAGUCUGCGGACGAGGCCCCAGAGGGAGUGUUCGAGAUGGGCAUCGCGCAACUACUCAGUCAUCUACGUGUAGGCUCCGCGCAGGCAGUGGAGGCGGCUUGCGCAGCGCUGGGCAGACUGGCUGAACUUUAUCUUCUGCGAGUGGAGGUCCAUGACUGCGCCCGGAAGAUUCUGGCACUACGCUUGCGAGCCAACUCGCAGAUACAUCCUGCCAUUGCGCGCGGGUUGACUUGGUUGAAAGGCCUGGUCCCCCAGCUCUGGCCGGUGCUCAGGGAGCGGCUCCAGAGCGCGGAUGGCCUGGAUUUGAAGAUUGCAGCAGAGGCAUUGGCUGCGCUGGAUGCGGAGAAACUUCUUCCGGACCACGUCCUGGGUUCCUGCGCUGCCGUUCUGGGACCCAGACUGCACGAGGAGGAUUGGCUCGUUCGCGUGGGUGCUUGCCAUGGGUUGGCAGCGUUUGGAAGGAAGGCUGCUGGGCCAUACCUUGAUCCGAUUCAGCAGCUAGUGGACGAUGACGAGGGCCCAGUGGUGGCGGCAGCAGCCUAUGCCGUGAGCCAACUCAUGGAAGUCAGGAACAACCGGCUGUUGGGCGUUGUUCGGAGGCUGCAAGCCCGGCUACCUGACACCGAGAGUGAUUCCUGGGUACGUGCUGGCGCCUGCCAGGGUCUUGGAUUGCUCGGCAUUGUCGAUGACGACACCAUAACUGUGCUGUCUUCACACCUCACUGACACGGAAGUCAUUGUCGUGGAGGCUGCGGCCGAGGCCCUGUGCAACCUGCAGAUGAUGAAUGCGAUACCCCUGAAGGUUCUAGAAGAUCAAGCCAGAGAGACCAGCCUGCGGCUGCAACACUCUGACUGGCUCACAAGGUGGGCAGCCUGCAUUUGCUUGGGCUCAUUGGGCACGGCUGCACAUCCGUACCUUCAGGAGCUUCAAGAAAGAGUUGCAGACGAAGACGAAAACCGGGUCGUUCACGAUGCUGCGAAGAUGAGCUUGGCAAGGUUGACAGCCAUCCAGCGGAGCGAGCGCAGCCUCGAUAAGAUCCAGACAAUUUUCAGUGGUGUAGAUGACCGAUCCGCCAAACAUGGCCAAGUUCGUUAG
Messenger RNA from Symbiodinium pilosum, 3798 nucleotides. The record is from the annotation of a GenBank genome assembly. NCBI's taxonomy places the organism in Eukaryota, Dinophyceae, Suessiales, Symbiodiniaceae.